Molecule: messenger RNA, 3829 nt
Organism: Eriocheir sinensis (Chinese mitten crab)
Lineage: Eukaryota; Metazoa; Arthropoda; Malacostraca; Decapoda; Varunidae
Exons: 2
Coding region: 2186-3118 (310 amino acids)
Biological process (GO): protein phosphorylation
Molecular function (GO): protein kinase activity; ATP binding
Source: RefSeq, a predicted model, not a curated record
CUGUCCAACCACGUGUACCCUCUCCUGUUCAUUCAUAUAUUUAAAAAUGUUAAAGUUUCGCCUGGUGUUCGACUGUGCAAAUAUAAUCAAACCAGGUUUUGGAGUGCGAAGUGAAGUGAUUAUGUUGGUGAGCGGACCAUUCUGCUGAGUGACCAUUGUGUUGUGUUGUGCUGUGCUGUUCUGUGGUGAAAGGAGGCACACGUAUAUGUAUACUAGGCCGAGCGAUUGUGUGGUCGCCCGCGAGUGAUCAUGCAACAUCACUGCUUUUUGUGGUUUCCUCAAACAAUAAUGGCGAGAAAAGUGAAAGGUAGUGCCAACGAGUGGGGUAUGAAGUAGUAAGAAACAGCAAAUAAAGUAUAUAUCGUUUCAUGAGUUUGCCCGACAUGCUGAAAACUAAUUAACACUAUGAAAGGAGCAGUUAUGAAUAGCAUAUAAUAUAAAUAGAAAUUUGGAAUUAUGUUCAAUGAAAAAUAGCGUUGUAACAAGUUGUUAAAAUUUUAUUUGUAUCAUAAUAUCUGGCGUUAAUGUGUUUAAGAUGCUUGUGGUGAGUUGUGAAAUAUUUAUGCCUCUUGGAAUGCGAACAGGAGGUCAGUCGUUGGCGGUGGUGGUGGCAGAGAUAACUUCCCCGUCUCCUUAACCUUGUCGAAUUCUUCCUGGGCUGUCACCACACAUGAAAGGGGAAUGGAUUGGCCCUCCACCGACGGAGGCGUGAUCUUUGUACCGCAUAGUGCCAGGAGUGCGUUGACUUUGCCAUUAUUAUAUCUUGACAGCUAUUACUUUGUCAAUGUCUAGACGUGAAACAUAAUAAUCUUGUUUGAUGUCCACGUCAUUAAGAAAUUAUCAGAAAAUUAAGCUCAGAUCUGUAUUCAAGCGAUGUAGAUUUAUCUGUCAUAUCAAUAAAAGUGUUAGUUAUGCUUUCUUAUCGUUACGUUUUUACAAUAACUGGCCGCCCAUUCAGAUAAAGGGAGAGAAUCGAGCAGCAGCGCCUCUCCUCACUGCCACACACAGCCUCUUACUUAGCGUUUUCCGUGUUAAUGUGCUUGUUUACUAUGUUAGCUCAUGCAUUCUGAAACUGUUGCUCAUCGGUCUAUCCAUUGGCUGUGUGUGUUUAACAAGUAUAAGUAUACGAGCUGCUGUGACGCCUAGAAAAAAAUAAUAAAACACGGUGAUUAGAGUUGCGAAUUACACAGGCCUCCUUGGAGUGCAUGAACAAUAGUGUACAAUUUACAGAAUCCGCAGCAGUGUUUACAUGUGCCGAAACAACUCCGGUGAACGAAGGUGUUGCGCAGGGAAGAUCAACCUAGCUCUUAGGAAAGGCUGAAUCUCCGCCCUACAUGUAUUUAUCGUCUUUGCUCACUGUUACCACAGACAAGACGUCAGCAGAAGUCUUGCCUUCCCGGGAGCGAUGAAGCAACAGUGACGUCACUGGCCGCGGCGGAAACUCAGAACCUUGACGGAAACAGUGACGUGUGUAAAACAACGAGCGGCUUUAUUCAUUUGUAUACUUUUUUUAAUGUGAUGACGCCUUCUUUUUCUCCUUAUCGCAUAUAUUCAGUUGAUUCGUGACAGGCAUUUAUGUUUACAUGUAAGUGUAUAUCCAUUAGUCAUCAUAGAUAUCUGCAGCUGUUUUACGGUCUCUCUGAACCUUGAAACAAAUCCAGCUGCAUGACCGAACGUGAAGAAAUACUUGUAAUCGUUAGUGUUAGAGGUGCCUCGUGAUAAGCAUUAGCUCCAUAACCUCGCAUAAAGAAAAAAAAAGUAACGCGUCUGAAACCCACUGACCCAUUCUUUAACAAUAUGGUGAACUGAGUCUCCGUAGAUGACUCCCAGUGCCACACACACUUAGUGGCAGACACUUGUGACAUCAGAAACUCGUGAUGUAUUCGUGUUUGGUCACUUUUCCUAUCAGGGAGACAACACUUGGCUCCUACGCGACCCUCUGACUCACCGCCUUGCUCCCAAACAUUUCUGGACACACUCACCACAUGCGUCAGAAAGGAAGCGUUCCGUCUCGUCUUAUCUUAUCUCGCCCCCCGUCUCCGUCUGCUCCUCAACUUCCACCCCUCCCUUAACCCUGUAUCCCCCCUCCCCCCAACCAAGCCGCCGCCGCAACCGCUCUUACCUCCCCCACCUGAUUGUGAGAAGUCAGUCAUCCCUCCGUUCUCGCCACCCUCCGCAAGAGAAAAUGGAGAUAUAUUGGACGGAAAGAACCCCCGCCAUGGACUUUCUGCCGGGCUCGCCCAUCACCGGCGGGCGCGGGGAGGCCGUCGAAGGAGACGCAGAGUUCUUGCGUGCACGUGUGCCGUUCUUCACCGCCGAGGACUUGGCUGCCGUCCAGGUCACCAGGCCGCUGGGGGAGGGCAGCUUCGGCACCGUCAGCAUCAUUUCUCGUAAGGGUCAAAGGGCAAUCAAGAAGGUGCUGAAGUGCGAGGAGAAUGUGGCGCUGCUGCUGUGGGAGGCGCGGGUCACGGCCGAGUUGGAAGGAGCGGGCGGGGCGCCGCGCCUGCUGGCGGUAUGUACCCAGCCGCCGGCAAUCCUUCUCGACUUUGCCGGCCGCACCUACAACGACUUUGUGCAGUGUCAUUGUACAGUCGGCGUUUUUCUGGACUCUCUAAUGAGCAUCGCCGAGCGACUCUGUGAAAUCCACUCGAGGGGCUUCUUACACAACGAUAUCAAGGGCAGCAAUAUCAUGGUCAGAGGCCCUAACCCGCGACCCACCUUCCACAUAAUUGACUUCGGCCUGGCCACUCGCAUCGGCGAGCCCUUCAACUUCAACUUCUUUGGGAUGCACUGCCCCUCUCUAAGAAGGUCUUCUUCUUUCCGGUCGCCCGAGACGGUCGAAGGGCUGCCGUUGGGGCCCGCCAGCGAUGUGUUCAGCGUUGGUGUGAUGAUGAGUGACAUGAUGGACUACGUCAAGUGUUCCCUGCUGUCCCGUCUGCUGGCGCCCCUGCUGGCUCGCUGCGUCCAAGAGAACCCUGAAGAGCGACCCUCAUUGACCGAGCUCACCGAGGAGUUGCUGCUGACCAAGGCCAGAGUGCCGGACAAGUACCAAAGAAAACGUAUCGAGAACAUUCGUACCCAGAGUGGAAACCCAAAGAAAGGAAAACAGCGGCGAUGAUAAUGGUCCUUCGGGGCACCCGACCAACUCAGAGAGAGUAAUUAUGUGGCAUAAUUUUCCAGAGAAUGUAAAUCUUAUUUCGAACUAAUUUAAGUUUUACCCAGGAACAACCAUCGUGUUCCCUCCCUCCCUUCCGUGAUACUGCAAUAAAAGUUGUUGAUAUGGCAAAUCCUCGUAACAUUAUCUGCUGGGUGGACUUCGUUUUAAGUUCUGUUAGUCUUAGGGACCACCGAAGAGACAACCUAAGCUCUCGGGUGGUUGCGCUCAGUACUCUCAGGGCCCCGCCAGACACAACGACGGAGGAGGCAAGAUGCGAGGAAGCUCAACAAGAAGCACAUGACGCCCUGGCAAGAGUGAAGGGAAGCAGAGACACUAUAUUGGCAGGUCCUGUACACCACCUAAUGUGACGCCCGAUUCCUGUUGUAACCCAAAGGGGAAUGGGUAGAUGGAUAGGCAAAGAUUGGGGGGGACACAAUCCUAUAACCCUCCAACAUCACCCAUCAUUUUCUACAUCACUGAAAAAAAUACUCAUUAUAAUCUUACUCAUCACGUCACCCAAAGACACAUCUUAUUUAGAUUUAAUGUUUGUAUAUUUUUGUAACGUUUCACGCAUCAUUUGUACUUUAUUUUCUACCAAUAUUGUCCUCUACAAUUCAUUAAAAUUUUGUAAUAACAUGUAUCUAAUUGAGCCCCUAAGCCUUCCAAUAAAUA